Molecule: messenger RNA, 954 nt
Organism: Racocetra persica
Lineage: Eukaryota; Fungi; Glomeromycota; Glomeromycetes; Diversisporales; Gigasporaceae
Source: the annotation of a GenBank genome assembly
AUGUCAUCCAAAAAUCAAUCUAAAGAUCCGAUUAACGAAUUAUCCAAUAAACGACUAAAAAUUUCUCAGUCCACCGCACCUCAAAAAUCGAUUCCAAUGGGUUCUACGUCCCUUUUAAAACCACAUCGACGGCAGCAACCCUUACCAAUGUAUUUAAUAGUUUAUGAAGAAUUGCCAGAUGGAUCAACAGUAGAACGCUCUGUGAUCAACCCAAGGUUUCCCAAAUAUAGGACUGAUGACGUUUAUAUAACACAAAAACCAAGUAAUCCUACUAAAAUUUCAGAAAACAUCAGAAAGAUUCCAGCUAUUUCUUCCACCAGCCUUACACCUAAUUUUAACAAAACAUCGUUAGCAAAGACGGUUGUUAAUAGACCAAUUACACCACUUAUUAGAACAACAAACAAUAAAGAUUCUUGUCAAGAAAUUCAAGCCGAAUCGAAUGAACGUGCAUCGAGAAUUUCGAUCGACCGCGAACAUCCUUCUGAUCUGGAAGACAAGAGUGAAAGAAAUGAAAAUAUUAGUACGCAAAAAAUAAUUGAAGUAGGAAGUGACAUGUCAGAUUUGGAAGAAAUAGAUUUAGGAAAACCUAUGUUGGAACCACAAAAACAUAAAGAUUCUCAAUCUGAUGUUGAAGAAAGUUUGAAUAUUGUUUAUGUUUCAGAAACCUUUUGUUCACCUGUUAUUAAAAAUGUAAUGGAAAUUGGUUCUUCGGAAGAAUCUGGGUCUGAACUUGAGGCAGGAGAUUUAGAGGACGAAGAGAUGGAUGUGGCUACUAGCUCAGAUGAUGAUUAUUAUACGGGAUUUAGAAUUUAUGAUUUAAUACCGGACAAUAGUCCUGAUACGAUUCUCCAAUUAAUUAAUACCUCAAUCCCAUAUGAUGUCAAAAGGUUGAAACAAAAAAGGUCAAUAACUAAUACUGUCGGAACAGUGAAGAGAAGAAGAACAAGGAGCUAG